Molecule: messenger RNA, 1002 nt
Organism: Scophthalmus maximus (turbot)
Lineage: Eukaryota; Metazoa; Chordata; Actinopteri; Pleuronectiformes; Scophthalmidae
Product: basic proline-rich protein-like
Exons: 3
Coding region: 1-1002 (333 amino acids)
Source: RefSeq, a predicted model, not a curated record
AUGCCGGGAAGCCCCCCCGCUGCCAGAGAGCGAGACCGUGGGGGAACCAGGGAUGACAGCCCCCCAGCCCAGCCAGGGGCCAACCCCCCCCCUGAGCGCAGGCAGAGCCAGUGGCCCCCAAGCCCCGUGAACCCGAGGCCGCCCAAGACCCCGGAUGGGGGUCCAGCCCCCCCAGGCAACCACCCCCAAGUGAGAGGGCCAAAACCUACUGCGACAACACCGGCCCUUGUGCCCCCUGGACAACCGCACGCCCCCACAGUGAGAGAGCCGGCAGGGGAAAACAACGGGAGCCCCACCCCGUCAAAGAGGGCCCCGGCGAGGCACGCGACCCGCCCCAGACAUGAGAGAAAAGCCAGAGGCCCCAGACCCCCGGGUCCAGAGCGCACCCCCCCACCAGGGGACCCAUGCCCCCCCCUGACCCACCCCAGGCCAGGCAAGGCGGCAACCAACCCCACGGCGCCCCGACGCCCCGGGGCUCCAGGGGCAGAACACGGGGCCAAUGAGACCCCCCCCCCCACACUGAUUUGUGAAGUGUUGUAUGGUGGAGUGGAGUCGUCAGUCGGAGGACCGGUCGACGCCUGCUCCUCCUCAUCGCCAGUCGGAAGACCGAUCGACGCGUUCCCCAACGGUGGUUCGGCCGGUGUCUGCUCCUCCUGUCCUCGCCUCCAGUCAACCACCCCGUCAGCUAGCUACCGGGUUCCUAGUGUGCAGCCUGUUAACCCCGUGCCAUCCCCUGUUCCUGCGUCGGAGCUUUCGGCCUGCUCCUCCUUGCCUUCAGUUGGUGGGCCGAUCGACACGUUCCCCGUCAGUGGUCCGACCAUCACCUGCUCCACGUCUCCAGUCGGUGGAUCGACACGUUCCCGGUCGGUGGUCCGACCGACGCCUGCUCCACGUUCCCAGCCGGUGGGCCGAUCGACACGUCCCUCGUCGGUGGUCCGACCUUCGCCUGCUCAACGUCUCCAGCCGGUGGGCCGAUCAACACGUCCCUCGUCGGUUGUCUGA